CAUUGAGUCAACAAUUGGUAUCAGAGCAAGGGCUCCAAUUUGAAGGUUUAACCACCUAGGAGUUGAUCGGGGAUGGUUCAAUUUCUAUUUUUUCAACCACUUGAAAGUUUGUCUACCACUAGACCUCCUUUCUUCGAUGGGACUAACUAUAAUUAUUGGAAGAAUAUGAUAAAGGUUUUUAUGCUUGCAAAUGUGCCCACGGCAUGGAUUGUUACUAUAAAAGAUCCAUAUGUACCUAUGAAAGUUGUUGGAGAAAGAGAGGUGCCAAAGGAAGAAGUUGAAUGGAAUGAUGAAGACUUGGGGAAGAUCAUGAUCAACAACAAAGCAAUCAACAUGCUUCAAUGUGCUCUCAAUCCAACGGAAUUCCAUAGAGUAUCCAAAUGUGAUACGGCCAAGGAGAUGUGGGACAUGCUAGAAGUCACUCAUGAAGAAACAAGCCAAGUAAAGGAGUCAAAAAUCAAUAGACUCAUUUACAUGUAUGAGCUUUUUAAGAUGAAACCGGAGGAGAGCAUUCAAGAUAUGUAUACAAGAUUGAAUGACAUAGUCACCAAUCUCAAGGCUCUUGGUAAAGUCUAUCCUUCUCAAGAAGUGAUGAGAAAGGUUCUUAGAAGCUUGCCUAAGAAUAGAAAUGGUGGAGUUGAAAUAGUUGAGAAGAAGAAGGAUGUUGCGUUCAAGGCUGGCAACCAAAAGGAAAAGAGUGAAGAUGAUGCUAGUGAUGGUGAAAACAUCUCCACCUUGAUCUUUAGAGAAGUGAGGAGAUUCAUGAAGAAGAACAUCAAGAGCAAGCUUGCAAAAAGAGAUGAAGGAGAGUCUACCAAAAGGAGUGUGAAAUGCUAUGAGUGCAACAAGAUGGGGCACUAUAGAAAUGAAUGUCUCAAUUUGAAGAAAGGCAAGAAGAGCAUGAAGAAAAGAGCUUUUGCUGCCACUUGGAGUGAUGAUGAGACUAGCUCAACAGAAAGUGAAAGCUCCUUGGAGAAAGGUGUUGCAAAUCUUUGCUUCAUGGCUCAAAAGGACAGCUACAAUGAUGAAGAGAUAAACUCUAACUUCUCUAGUUCAAUUAAUGAAAGUUCAUUUGAGUAUUCUUAUGAUGAUUUAUGCAAAGUUCUUGAUUGCUCUAUGAAUGACAUUAAGAAACUAAGAAAUGACAAUAUUGCUCUUACUAAAACCAUUACAUUGCUUAGGAAUGAGAUUGAAUCUCUCUCAAAACAAAAUGAGGUUUUAGUUAAAGAGAAUGCAUCUUUAAAUGGUGAGAUUGCUUCUUUAAAGAAUGAGGAGUCUAAUAAUGCUUUGAAAAAGGAAAAUGAGGAUUUAAAGAAAGGAAAUGAAGAUUUAAAGAAGGAAAAUGAGGCCAGUAGAGCCGGCUCAUCCCUUUUCAAAGUUGGCUCAACCAAAAACCCAAGAGUAUUCUCUCUCUACAGCACAGUCGGCUCUAGGGUUGGAAGUAAAAGGAGACAAGUGGGUAGUUCUAGCAUUGGUGGUCAAGCUCAAGAAGAAGAAGGUAACAUCUCCCAAUUAAAUCUCUUUUUGGAUACCCAAGCCUCUACAAAAUAUGAAAGUAUCAAGAACAUGGCUGUUUUAUCUUGCAAUUGUGUAAAAUUUAGUCAAUUUCCUCAACAAGAUAUGCGUGUUGAACAAAUUUUUAGAGAACUUGGGUGGAAGGAUUAUGUAGAAGUUAAAGAGCAUGUGUAUUAUGAAGUUGUUCAUCAAAUUUAUGCUAAUUUGAAACCAAGAGGGAACAAAUGCAAAACUAUGGUUGCUGGGGUGUCAUUUCAGUUUUCUCCAAAGGAUAUUUGUGCUGUAUUAGAUAUACCUGAAGGAGGAGAUGAUGAGUUUUUAGAUGUGAAUCAUGCUUUAGUUAGAGCCACAAUUGCCCCCAAUUGCACUGAAAAUCAAAUUAAAGUGGGGUCUCUUUCACCAGAGAAUAGAGCAUUGCGGUGGAUUAUAUCUUGUAUUAUUGCUCAAAGGAAGGGUUCUAAAUCUUAUGUUCUUACCAGUGAUCUUCCCUGGUUUGACUAUUUUCUUAACGAAAAAAGGGUGAACCCAGGAAGAUUCAUUUUCCGGAGCAUAAUCAAGCCUUACUCACCAACUACGGGACUUCCUCAUGGUGCUCUAAUUACCAGAUUGGUGAAGAGGAACAACAUUGAUCUUACAUCCUUUAGGUUUGGAACGGUUCCUGGUGGGACUACACUUACCAAAGCCUCUUUUGAGAAAAUGGAUUGUUUGUUUAGAAAUGGCAUUUGGAUAAAGAAAGGGGAACAAGAAGGGGAACAAGAAGGGGAUGAAGAAGAAGGUGAUACAGAUCAAGAAAUAGCAGAACAAGGGGCAGAAGAACAUGAAGAUGACAGCCCAAGACCAUUUCGAGCCUCCAUGCAAAGAACAAACUGUGAAACCAUGGAGGUAAUGAUAUCUGAGAUGCAGCAGCUACACACCGACUUUUAUGGUUUCCGGACAGAAAUGAGAGGGAGAAUGACUAACGUGGAAGGAAAGCUUGAUCGGCUUGUUAACUAUUUUUUUCCUCCACCUCCACCUGAUGCCACCUAACUUGAUAUUUCUUUAGUUUGGCUAAUCUUUAGGAUGGACAUCUUAGGGUUAUGCAUUUUAUGUUUUAUUUGACUAUGGAUAUGUCUUGAACCUUUUUAUCUUGUUUUAUGAAUGGAAAUGGCAUCACUUGUGUUAU
This is a messenger RNA of Rubroshorea leprosula, 2677 nucleotides long. The record is from the annotation of a GenBank genome assembly. Lineage: Eukaryota; Viridiplantae; Streptophyta; Magnoliopsida; Malvales; Dipterocarpaceae.